Molecule: messenger RNA, 3897 nt
Organism: Corythoichthys intestinalis (scribbled pipefish)
Lineage: Eukaryota; Metazoa; Chordata; Actinopteri; Syngnathiformes; Syngnathidae
Gene: vmp1
Product: vacuole membrane protein 1
Exons: 8
Coding region: 108-1244 (378 amino acids)
Biological process (GO): autophagy; Golgi organization
Cellular component (GO): endomembrane system; membrane; endoplasmic reticulum
Source: RefSeq, a predicted model, not a curated record
AAAUGUGUAUUUGGUUGUCGAGUUCAUACGUCCCCGAUUUAGCGUGUUGGCUAACCGGUUAGCAUGUGGGAGGUGAAGCGUUGUGGUGCAAUCAUGUCCCAUAAUGAAUGCUGCCUUGCUUAACCGGCAAGGUUAUUUGUGGAAACUAUUCACGCCUGAAGAACGUAAAAACUGUCACCGUGUUUUGUAGCGUGAAACACCACAUUUCCCCGGUGAGUUACACGUUGACUGACAUGGCAGCCAAUGGAGACAGCUGUGAUAAGACUCAGAGACGCACAGGAAUGAAAGAGAAACAGAAUGGCAACUCCACAGACUCAAGCAUAAGAGAGAGGCGACAGAGAGAUAAAGAAGAGCGCCUGUCUCUUGUGUUAUGGAGGAGGCCUUUUAUUACACUCCAUUACUUCCUCCUUGAGACCUUAAUCAAGCUAAGGGAGUGGACAAUUAAGCUUUGGCAACGACGGGGGAUUGUGUGCUUAGUUUUUGUGUUAUGUAGUCUUUUCUCUGCUGCCUACUCCAUAGAGGGAUCACAUCAAAAAUAUGUCAAGUACCUAGAGAAGAGGUUCCUCUGGUGUGCGUACUGGGUAGGUCUCGGAAUUCUGUCAUCUGUUGGGCUUGGGACUGGUCUGCACACCUUCCUUCUCUAUCUGGGCCCUCAUAUAGCAUCUGUGACAUUAGCAGCGUAUGAGUGCAACUCAACAGAUUUCCCAGAGCCUCCAUACCCAGACCAGAUUGUAUGUCCUCAACUUGUAGGAUCUGAGGGAAGUAUCUCCCUCUUCUCCAUUAUGUCAAAGGUCCGCCUGGAAGCCUGCAUGUGGGGUGCAGGCACUGCCAUUGGAGAGUUGCCUCCAUAUUUCAUGGCCAGAGCAGCACGUCAGUCUGGGACUGAUCCUGAAGAUGAAGAAUAUGAGGAGUUUGAGGAGAUGCUGGAGCAGGCUGAGAAUGCACAGUGUCACAACAGCCUCCAGGCGCCUGCGGAACGCUUGACAGGUCUUCUUUAUGUAGGAUGCUGUCAUCUUUUCCCAAGAUCUAACAAUGGACCUCUCCAAGGCUGCCACAGAAGUUUGUGGCUUCUUACAGGCACUGUCCUCCACAGUUGCCCAAAUGCUAUAAUCCAGGGGAUUGAGAUCUGGACUCUGGGGUGGCCACAUAUCACCUUGUCAAUCAACUUUUUGGUCCGCACAGAUCGGCACUUCCAGACCCAGGUUUUCGUGAGGCUGUUCCAGUAUCUUUCAGCUUCUUUUUAACUUUGUAGACUGCACAUCUGGAUAUUCUCAGAUUUGCUGCAAUCUCAGUAGGUGUCAGACCGGCACGCAGCAAUUCAUGUACAGCUAAAGUUUUCUUCAUUUUCAGCAGAAGCACAGGAAUUGUAGAGACGAGAGAUUACCAGCUGCAUUGAGUGACCUUAAUGAAUCACUUAAGCAUGACAACCUAUUUAGAUAUGUUUCAAUGGCUUUUAAACAAGCAGUCAACUGAGUGUAAACUUUUUUUUGGGUCACCCUGUACUCGUUAUCAUAUACAGUGGGGAGAACAAGUAUUUGAUACACAGUCAAUGGGAAAACCCAUUGGCAGUGUAUCAAAUACUUGUUCUCCCCACUGUAUGAAUGUAUUCUUUUCCGUGCUUACAAUUAUAAUUGGAGUGUUUUAAAGAUACUUGAAAAGUCAAAACUGCAUGAUAUGCCGUUAUAGCCUUUAAAAGAACAUCCGCACAUCCGAGAUGUUUAGUCAAGUUAAUCAACAUGAUAUAUACAGUGGGGCAAAUAAGUAUUUAGUCAACCACCAAUUGUGCAAGUUGUCCUGCUUGAAAAAAUUAGAGAGGCCUGUAAUUGUCAACAUGGGUAAACGUCAACCAUAAGAGACAAAAUGUGGGGGAAAAAAAGAAGAAAAUCACAUUGUUUGAUUUUUAAAGAAUGUAUUUGCAAAUUAGAGUGGAAAAGAAGAAUUUGGUCAACUACAAACAAGCAAGAUUUCUGGCUGUCAAAGAGGUCUAACUUCUUCUAACGAGGUCUAACGAGGCUCCACGCGUUACCUGUGUUAAUGGCACCUGUUUUAACCCAUUAUCGGUAUAAAAGACACCUGUUCACAACUCAGUCGGUCACACUCCGAACUCCACUGUAGCCAAAACCAAAAAGCUGUCGAAGGACACCAGAGACAAAUUUGUAGACCUGCACCAGGCUGGGAAGACUGAAUCUGCAAUAGGUAAAACGCUUGGUGUAAAGAAAUAAACUGUGGGAGCAAUUAUUAGAAAAUGGAAGACAUACAAGACCACUGAUAAUCUCCCUCGAUCUGGGGCUCCAUGCAAGAUCUCACCCCAUGGCGUCAAAAUGAUAAAAGAACGGUGAGCAAAAAUCCCAGAACCACACGGGGGGACCUAGUGAAUGACUUACAGAGAGCUGGGACCACAGUAACAAAGGCUACUAUCAGUAACACAAUGCGCCGCCAGGGACUCAAAUCCUGCACUGCCAGACGUGUCCCCCUGCUGAAGAAAGUACAUGUCCAGGCCUGUCUGCGGUUCGCUAGAGAGCAUUUGGAUGAUCCAGAAGAGGACUGGGAGAAUGUGUUAUGGUCAGAUGAAACCAAAAUAGAACUUUUUGGUAGAAACACAGGUUCUCGUGUUUGGAGGAGAAAGAAUACUGAAUUUCAUCCGAAGAACACUAUACCCACUGUGAAGCAUGGGGGUGGAAACAUCAUGCUUUGGGGCUGUUUUUCUGCAAAGGGACAAGGACGACUGAUCUGUGUAAAGGAAAAAAUGAAUGGGCCAUGUAUCGAGAGAUUUUGAGUGAAAAUCUCCUUCCAUCAGCAAGGGCAUUGAAGAUGAGACGUGGCUGGGUCUUUCAGCAUGACAAUGAUCCCAGAUACACAGCCAGGGCAACAAAGGAGUGUCUUCGUAAGCAGCAUUUCAAGGUCCUGGAGUGGCCUAGCCAAUCUCCAGAGCUCAACCCCAUAGAAAAUCUGUGGAGGGAGUUGAAAGUCCGUGUUGCCCAACGACAGCCCCAAAACAUAACUGCUCUUGAGGACAUCUGCGUGGAGGAAUGGGUCAAAAUACCAGCAACAGUGUGUGAAAAGCUUGUGAAGAGUUACAGAAAACGUUUGGCCUCCAUUAUUGCCAACAAAGGGUACAUAACAAAAUAUUGAGAUAAGUAUUUGGUCAAUACCAAAAGUUCAUUUUCCACCAUGAUUUGCAAAUAAUUUCUUUAAAAAUCAAACAAUGUGAUUUUCUGUUUUUUUAUCCACAUUGUUGAGGUUUACCCAUGUUGACAAUUACAGGCCUCUCUAAUAUUUUCAAGUGGGAGAACUUGCAUAAUUAGAUGUUGACUAAAUACUUAUUUGCCCCACUGUACCACUCGUCUCUAAAUGUGUUAAAUUGAAAAAACAUCCAAACCAAACAUAAGUGCAGCCUGACUUAGAUACAGAAGAUGCAAGCUAGGCGUCUCCCAUAAUGACGAUCCGAAAUCUACAUUGGAAAGCUUGUCAGCUGUCUGUUCCGACAUUUGUGCGACUCUAUAACCAGUGUAGCUCAAAGAAGAAUGGUAUAAAAUUCCAGCAGAGCAUCGUAAGAAACUCAAUGAUGGAUACCAAAAGCGGUUGUUUGCAGUUAUUUUGUCUGAAGGUUGUGCUACCAGGUAUUAGGCUGAGGGUGCCAAUACUUUUGUCCGGCCCAUUAUUGGACUUUUGUGUAAAAUGAUAAUGAUUUUUUUUUUUUUUUCCAUUCUCUUUUGUAUUUUUUUAAUGGCAAGAAAAAUAAAUGAAGAUAUUACUACCAAAGCAUUUGUAAUUGCAAUCAUUUUCUGGGAGAAACUGAGCAUUAUCUGACAGAAUUGUAGGGGGACCAAUACUUUUGGCCAGCACUGUAGGUAUGCUGCAUUUUUUUGGGUAACGAGCAAGUGUUAUGUUUGUAAC